Messenger RNA from Maylandia zebra (zebra mbuna), 5212 nucleotides. It is a transcript of the gene tango6, whose product is annotated as transport and golgi organization 6 homolog (Drosophila). The record is from RefSeq and is a predicted model, not a curated record. NCBI's taxonomy places the organism in Eukaryota, Metazoa, Chordata, Actinopteri, Cichliformes, Cichlidae. Gene Ontology annotation, biological process: protein secretion.
AGGAAAAAAUGGAUUUUAAAUUUACGUUUACAGUCGGGAGGAGCAGAGUCUGCCAAUGCCCGUGUCUGCAGCGACCACUUCGUCAGAGGUAAUGUUAUGUUUGCAAACGAACUUAUUAGCAUUAGGUUGUCGUUAAAUUCUCGUUUACUUAGUGCUUUUAAGUUAGUAGUCUAAUAUUGACUUGAUUGGGACUAUAGGCUGCCCAAGUGCUUUGGAUGACGAAGAGUCGGAGGACUGGGCUCCGACGGUCAAUCUCGGCUACGAACGAAAACCCAGAUCGGAAUCAGUUCUCAAACGAGAGAAAAGAAUGAAGCUUAAGGCAGAACAGCAUCGAUGUGCAGAGGCGAUUUUGGAUAUGCAACAGACGGCUGAGAGCCCGGAUUUGAGCCUAGUGACAGUGGAGAACAGGCUACUAACCCUGCCAUACAAUUGCAAUGAGCUGCAAUCACUUCUCCAUCCUCCUUUGCAAUUACCCAAGUCUUCAGAGGUGUCUCGUUAGACCGCUGAGAAUGGUUUACCUUGAAACAAACAACUGUCACUCUAACGAAGUCCUAAGGAUGUGGCAUGUUUGUUGACGUUAAAGCCGCUACCGCUAACUGUUAGCGUGUUUAAGAUAAAGCAAUAUAAGAACAAACACUCACCCUUGCAAACACCAAACUGUAUCCAUCACGGAGACGUUUUGUUCCAAGGUUGUGGACCCACCCGCUGACAAAAAAAAUUGUACGCCUCCAGACUCUUGAAAGCUUUCAUUUGCUGCCUAGUGUAGUAAGAAGUCUGGAGGACCAAGUAGUUGGUGAUAUCCACAGCCUCGAUAGUAGGCAAAUCCUUUACUUCUGUGGUGUAUUCGGACAUUUUCAAAGAAUACGGAUCACGUCCGAUAUAUUUUUUAACUAUCUGUUUAUAUCUCUCCCGAGAAACGGGGUCUAAAGUUGCACAAUAGCUGCUCUCCUGACUCUCCACAGUGUCCUCCAUGUUUACUUCCGCCCUCCACUCAAAAAUCGCGCUGCCUCCGCACGUCAUCAGAACCACGUGACCGCAACCCAACUAUUCCAUGAAAGGAGCGUGCUGACGUCUUAUUUCGGCGCCCGUUGGAAAUGUUUUUAAUAGCCUUAGCCGUCUAUAUCCGACGAUCAACUUAUUCUGUCUUACUUUAAAUCAAACGCUGAAGUCGUACCCAGACUUGGAAUGUAAAAUUUGUAAUCUGUAUGAAAGUCAAAUGACUUCCGCGAUUAUAUGUGCGAUAAACAUCCUCACCAGACCUCUUAAAGAGGUAUCUGCACAUGAGGCUCAACUGUCACAUCAGGAGGUCCUUCUGGCAGCUCUGCGGGCCAACUGGGCCCAUCUCCUGGAGCAACUUCAAAGGGAGAGCAACUUUGAGGUUGUGAAGAGGCUAAGGGAGGAGGUUAAGGCAACAGCAGAUUGGUUCUGUGUGGAUACAGAUGAUGCCACAUGGGCUUUUGUCCAGGAAUGCCUCCUGCUGCUACUCACGUUAUCACGUCACCUUUCUGAUGAACUGGAGCGUUUCCAACAGGAUCAAUCUUGCUUGGCACCAAAAAGUCGUACCCCUGAGAUGGCCCCACCUUUAGCCCCUGACAUCCUCAGCAUCACCCAGCAGAAGACAAUCGGAGCUGCUCUGCAGUUUGUGGUUUGUCUGGGGCUCUGCCCAUACUUGGCCCCUGGAGUGGGUGUCCCACUAGGACGGAGGUCAGCUUUUGGAGCCAUGGUGGAAAAACUAGUCCAUGUGGGCCCGGUGUCUGGAAUGGCACGCCGCCUUCUUACCACCACUAAGGUCCUGUUGGAGCUGGCAGAGUUAUCGUCUCUUGCCACACUCGUGUUCACCCGAUAUCUGGGAGACAUUAUUGCAGCAAUAUGCCAGCUGGGAUACAUGCCACACCACAAGGAUGAAAAGCUGCUCAGUGCUGAGGAAUGUCAAACAUGUAAGGAGACCCUCAAGACCCUCCUUGGAAAAGUGUACCAGCCGAUUGUCAUCAAAGAGCUCCUUAUUCUCCAAGGAGGAGCCAAACAGUCUGGUCCAAUUCAGAGCUCCAGUGGUUGCAGCUGCAGGGCUCCAGCUUGGCUGAGGCGUCUGUGUGGUCAGCUGCUGUCUGAGCGACUGAUGCAGCCCAGUGGUGUGCAGGCUGUUAUCAGAGCAAUUCUGGAGGGUGGCACAGGGGGUGAGUCAGACUGGAGGAAAUGCGAUGCUGUGGCAAAGAUCCUCAUUGCCUGCCCUCAGCAGUCUGCCUCAGCUGACGCCUACUUCAGACACAUCUGCCCUCAGAUCCUUGAACUCCUGCACUUCAAAGACAAGCUGACAUCCCGUCAAUUCCAGCUUGUGGCCACCAGGGCGGUGAUCUUUAUGGUGCAAGAAAGAUCUAGCUUUGCCGAAAAGUACCUUCUCAGCCCUCUGCUUGCUGCACUGCACCAUUGCACCACUAUCCCCAGUGAGUGUGAUUCCCAAACUGCUGUGGAAGAGUCAGAACUGACACAGUGUGUGGAAGAUGUAUACAAGGUCUGCAUGGUUGAAAACACUCCCUCAGCUUCUCUUCUCAGAGCUCUAGAAGAAGUUCUUCCUGUUAUCUUCACACUCUUCUGUUUUACCAAGAAGAAUGUUUCUCACCUCCGCGCCCCCUGUCAGGAGAUCUUGCUGUGGUACUUGACCCACGCUGAGAUGUCUGCAGCCUUGUCAAUGCUGAGGCAGCUUUCAGGCCUCCAGAGAGGGAAUAACCAGGUGGCAGCAAACUUCCACUUCACUGCUGGCAGUGAAGGAGGGGCCAGGCUCAGCUGCAGAGAGAGCUGCAGUGAUGAAGAUGAUGAGAUGUAUGAGAGACUGUCAGGGGACCAGUGGAGAGUGGAGUGUCUGAUGCACCUGCUGGCUGAGCUCAAAGACUGUGAUCUGCCAGGAGACUUUUUCCUUGACCUGCUGCAGGAGCUCACCAGCUGGGCCGUUGCAGAUGAAGAAACAAAGGAUGAAGAAGAGGUUGACAUGUCGGCCAUGACGCUGCUGGAAGUGGAGCAGCAGCUACUGGGUCGAGCUGAGAAACAAGCCCAAAGACUGGCUUUGCUUCAUGUACUGGCUACGAUGGUUGAGUCCCUGCAGCACGCUCAUCUCCUGAGAAAAACAACACAGGUUGUGGACUUUAUGAUGUCUCUGCUCCAGAGGGCCUGUGCGGGCCUGGAUCUGACCGCUGGGCUGAAUGCUGGCAGUGCAGCAGAGAGCCAGACACUGAGAAUGGGGAUGGGUCUGGUGUCUGCGCUGUUGUCUGAGCCUCAGUUCAGUGUGGAGGACUACUUGUCGAUGUCAAAGCUGCUGCCACCUCUGGAGAUACUCUCUCAGCAGCAUCCUGACGUGAUUAUUCAGGAGCUAGCGUCCAACCUGAGAGCGGUCAUUGCCACUCACGGGGCGUACCGCCCUGACAGCAGCAGUGAGGCUAUCUCUGUCACUGACGCACCGCCCCCCAGAAACCAUAAAACAGCUGUAAAAAAUGUAGUGAAAGGUGAAGCAAACGACUCACAUAAACCUGCCCAAAGCCAUGAAAGACUUACAGCAUCUUCUGGAGGGUCAAGAAUAAGUCCAGGAUGUGAAGGACAGAUCUCUGGCUCCAGUGACUCUUGCCCUCCUUCCAAGCCCAUCUCUGACUGGCUGAUAGAGGCAUGUGACCCAGACGUGCCAACAAGAGCGUACGCCCUGAGGGUACUGACACAAAUGGUGCAACAUAGAAAGCCAGAGGCCAUCCAGGCGCAGGAGAAAAUCCUGACGCUCUUCUUAGAAAGCCUGGAGCAUGUAGACUCAUUUGUCUACCUGUCAGCCAUUCAAGGUCUGGCUGCAUUGGCUGAUUCCUACCCUGACAAAAUACUGGAACGGCUCCUAAAAGACUUCCAACAUGGACCCUCCCUCCUUUCCUCCAACAAAGAGCGCUCCGUGGAAACCCGCCUUAAAGUGGGAGAGGUCCUGAUGAGGACAAGCAGGGCCAUGGGAGAACUAGCUCCCCACCUUGGCCGUCCUCUGGUGGGCAUCUUCCUGCGAGAAUCCAGAGACCCUGACCAAAGCAUCCGGGCUAGCAGUCUGUCCAACCUGGGGGAAAUCUGUCAGAGACUGGACUAUUCCCUGGGGUCACUAGCUCAAGAGAUUAGCUCCUGUCUGACGUCACUGAUAAAGACGGAGAAGGAGGCAGAGGUGAGGAGAGCUGCUGUCCACGUUAUUGCGUCGCUGCUCCGUGGUCUUGGGGACAAAAGCACACAGGUUCUCAGUGAUGUUUUGUUGGACCUGUACCGAGCUCUCAAAUGGGUGGUUAACUCUGACCUGGAUGAGGUAUCCGUGCUUCAUGCCCACCUGGCUCUGGAGGAGCUUGACGACAUAAUGAGGAGGUUCAUCUUCCCUGAGCAGAAGCUGGAGAAGAAGAUUGUCGUCCUACCAUAGAACUAAUUUCCGUGGGCUCUUUGCACUACAAUUUAUGCCUCCGUGUAAUGUGGAUUAAGUCUUCAGAAAUGUGGUUGACCACAAAGAGCAGAAAAUCCUACAUCCAUGCAUACCAAGGACUGUGACCUAGUGUACCACCCUAUUCCACAAUAAAUUUUUAAGCAUAUUUUCUGUGAUUUGUGAUUUGAAAUAUGAAAAAUAUUUUAACUUUAGAUUUAUGUGAAUUAAAUACUGUAAUAAUACUGACUUUAAUAUAUAUUAAUGUUGAAUAAUAAUCCCAAAAAGGUUGAUUCGGUUCAUCUGUAUGUAGCGUUUUCAGUGGGAGAAAUGUUUCGUCACUCGUCCAAGUGACUUCUUCAGUCUCAGCUGACUGCAGGUUUCCCCAACCUUAUAAACAGUACAUUUGCACAGUGAGUGAAACUAGCACCCUUUAAUGAACAAUGGACUGUGAGGUCAGUUCAUUGAUCAUUAAUAUGCAAAUUGUCAUGACCACUGAUUAACAACCAUUGAUCAAUGGCCAUGAGUACAAUUUACACAGAGUUGGUAUUGUAAGAACGUGAAAAGACCCUUUGUCUGUAUGAUCAACUCGGUCACCUAUAACAGCUCAAAGUUUUUGGCUUCGAUCCUCAACCCCUUGGUAGGCAGCUCUAAACACCACCACCCACUACAAACGCUACAACCAGAUGAACAGAAUCUACUUUUUGGGAUUUCCUUAUGAUUGAGCACGCAUGAAGAUGUUAAAUAAUAUUCAUAUUGUAUACCACAAAAACUAUAAAACUUUAAGCCCAAAGAAAA